Molecule: messenger RNA, 747 nt
Organism: Letharia columbiana
Lineage: Eukaryota; Fungi; Ascomycota; Lecanoromycetes; Lecanorales; Parmeliaceae
Exons: 2
Coding region: 1-747 (248 amino acids)
Biological process (GO): protein depalmitoylation
Cellular component (GO): cytoplasm
Molecular function (GO): palmitoyl-(protein) hydrolase activity; carboxylic ester hydrolase activity
Source: RefSeq, a predicted model, not a curated record
AUGUCCAACGACCCACCCAUAAUCAUCCCGGCCCCCAGCUCCUCGAUUUCUCCCGCAACAAUCAUCUUCCUACACGGCCUCGGUGACGAUGCCAAUGGCUGGACAGAUCUUGUAUCCCAAUUCCACGCCGCUCACAAGCUGCCCCACCUAAAAUGGAUCCUACCCAACGCGCCUCAGAACCGCGAUGUCAUGGCUCAAGCCUGGUUCAUGCCGAAGCCAUUCUCACCUAUCCCAAUGCCUAAGCGUUCUGGAGAACCCGAUCCGGAGGAGGACGACGAGGAGGACGACGAAGAGGGGAUGAUGAAGAGUGUGGAAUAUAUUUGCGGGCUCAUUGAUAAAGAAGUCGAAGCUGGGGUGCCAGCGGAAAGGCUGGUGGUUGGUGGCUUCAGCCAAGGCUGUGCCAUCUCCCUGCUCCUCGGACUCAUGAGCAGAUACAAAGCCAAGCUGGGUGGGGUGGUGGGCUUGUCGGGCUAUCUGCCGUUGAGCGGGAGGGUGGGGAAGAUGAUGGAGGACAGGAAAGAGGAGGGACAGGAUACAUCGCAGACGAAGUGGUUCCUGGGUCAUGGAUCAAGAGAUCAGUUGGUGCCGAAGUGGAUGUUUAUGAGAUAUAAGGACCAGAUUGAGGGUUGGGAAGGGGAGAGGGUUGAGGCGAAGUUGUAUGAGGGCAUGGGACAUAGUACGGUGGGAGCGGAGGUUAGGGAUUUAUGCGGAUGGCUUGAGAGAGCUGUGCCGGAGAAUGAAGCUUGA